Molecule: messenger RNA, 1208 nt
Organism: Medioppia subpectinata
Lineage: Eukaryota; Metazoa; Arthropoda; Arachnida; Sarcoptiformes; Oppiidae
Source: the annotation of a GenBank genome assembly
AAAACGGUGUGAAAGGCUUUGAAUGAGUGGUUGUGUAGUAUUGGCGGCAAAGUUGAAGCGUUGGCGCCGGCGGUUAGACUCACUCUCUCUCACACUCUCUCUAUUGAACGCUAACACAGCGUAAGUGACGCCAAAAGUGUACGACUUUUUGAGCGCACAAUUCAUUGUGUCAUUACUUUUGCAGUGAAAACUUUUUAAAGACUAAACUUUUAAUUGAGUUUUAAAUUUGUUGAUUAAAACCGCGAAUAACUUAUCAAACAAUACGACAAACGAUGGCUCAGAAGGGAGUGAUUGUGUUCUCGACGCCCGACUCCGGCAAACGACCCCAGAGUGCGGCCAAAGACAAGUCAGAGUCGGUGUCGUCGCCGAUGAAUAGUGACAACAGUCUGUACUAUCCGUGGUUGUGGUCAGACUCGGCCCAAUCCAUACAAUUGAGUCCAUUGGCCACUCCGUGGCGCUCACGACGACCGGACUCUCCCACUGGCGACGAUCCCAACUCGAGUUCGGCCAAAAGGGGUCGACCGCGACUCGAAGAGAUCACAAGUCUGAUCCUCACGGGCUCGACAUCUCCGUCGGCCAUCAAGUGUGAGGUCUGUAACCGUGUCUUUCCGCGCGAGAAGAGCCUUCAGGCGCACCUCAGGACACAUACCGGUGAGCGGCCCUAUCGGUGCGAUAUGGAGGGCUGUGGACGCGCUUUCGCACAAUCAGGACAACUCCGGACUCACCAACGCCUGCAUACGGGAGAAAAGCCAUUUGAGUGCGCGUUCCCGGACUGCGCCAAUCGGUUCACUCACGCCAACCGUCGCUGUAGUCUUCACUCCCGGUAUGGCGUCCGACGAGUCGUUCCCACAGACGACGAGAACAACGGCUCCGACACUAAAGUGAUAACAAAAAUAUUGAAAGUUAACAAAAAUAUCGGAAAUACAGAGAAUAAUAGCCGAAAGUUAGAGAAGAAGCCGCGCAGCGAAAAGAGGCGGUCAGUGAUCGCACACGUCGGCCGCGCGGCCCGAAAGUUGCGCCAAGAAUUGGACGCCGAGGCGGACGACGACGAGGAGAACGGAAAGAGUGAACACAGGGAGAAGAUUAUGGGCGCUCUGGCGCUCAUGGAGUUGGCGGGAAGCGCUCCCAUCGACAUCGGCUCCGAUGCCAGCGUUGAUGUCAAUGAAAAUGACGAACAAAUUGUUACCACUUAUUGGCAACAGAUCUAA